Molecule: messenger RNA, 1315 nt
Organism: Arachis ipaensis
Lineage: Eukaryota; Viridiplantae; Streptophyta; Magnoliopsida; Fabales; Fabaceae
Source: RefSeq, a predicted model, not a curated record
AACUGCCAUAAUUUGUCUGUAGAAAGUGGUAGUCUUUUGGUGAUUUAGGCGGUUUUAAACGCCAUUACUUGCUCCUGCUUCACUGGUAAAAAAGCUAUUCUAUUUCACUAAUAAAGGCUAUGCUAUUCAAUCGAACCUCCAUCGCAACAUGAGAUCUGCUUUCUCAUCCACGAUGCUCUCCUCUGGCGGCAAUGCCGUUGUUGCUGCCUUCGAAGGAGCGCUCUUCUUUGAUUAGGUUUUCUGGCUUCGAUUUGAGGGUUCGUUGCGCCGCCGCUCAUCUCCUCGUCACCACAAGGAAUGCCAUCAUUGCUGUCCUCAGUGGAGCUUCUGCUAUCUGGUAUAAUUUGAGAUCGCACAUCGGAGGGAGAGGGAAAGGAGAACGAGAGUGAGUUCAUCUCAAACCCUAGAGUUUGUCGCCGCCAUCGUCACCACCGUUCAUCUCAUUUCAGCCGCUUCCAUCAACCUUCUGCGUUCGAGUGAAGGCGCCUCUAUCGACGCGUUUCCAAAUCUGGUCACUACGCCAUAGCUUAUGAGAUUGAGCGAAUCACCUAUUCCAUUAAUGUGUCUCCUCCGCCAGCGGCGCCGUUCAAGCUAAGGACUAGCCUGUGUAAUAUUUUCAUGUGGGAGAACUCUCAGAAGGGAAAAGUGUUUUCACUUGCAAAUGAACUUCCUAAUGGUGCUAUUAUAUUUCUGGAUGAGAUUGAUUCUUUUGCUGCUGCUCGAGAUAAUGAAAUGCAUGAAGCUACAAGGAGAAUAUUGUCAGUGUUGUUACGACAGGAAUCAAUUUUGCAGAUAGAUGGCUUUGAGCAGGAUAAGAAAGUGGUUGUGAUUGCUGCUACCAAUAGAAAGGAAGACCUUGAUCCUGCAUUAAUCAGCCGGUUUGAUACUAUGAUCCCUUUUGGCUUACCUGAUCACCGUAAUCGUCAGCAAAUAGUUUUUAAUCACCAAAAUGUUCGACGGCAUCUUCGGUUAGAGAUUUGUCACGAAAUGGUUCCGUACUUUGAUUUUUCUGUUUCUGUUCUACCUUCUUCAUGCCUUUCACUUAUUGUAAUUAUGCUGAUUGUGAUUUUCAAGGGAAAAAAACUACUCACAAUGGAGAAGAAAGGGUCUCGGAGAUGGAUGAGUGGCGGUAGCAACAGUGAUGCUGUAUUCCAUGGCAUAGCCAUGGCACAUGAAGAUCAUCGCUUUUGGAUUCCCAUUCGCCGGUAUUGCUGCAGAGAUACAUUGAUGGCGAGAGUACGCAUCAAGAGGACUAUCGGGGUAAACAUCAUUUGGUUGCAACCAACGAAAUGAAAUUCUGCUUGGAUGCUUCCCC